This is a messenger RNA of Saprolegnia parasitica CBS 223.65, 1023 nucleotides long. Its product is annotated as CMGC/CDK protein kinase. Gene Ontology annotation, biological process: protein phosphorylation. The record is from RefSeq and is a predicted model, not a curated record. The coding region runs from base 10 to 1023 and encodes 337 amino acids. The transcript is spliced from 5 exons. Gene Ontology annotation, cellular component: nucleus. Gene Ontology annotation, molecular function: cyclin-dependent protein serine/threonine kinase activity; ATP binding. NCBI's taxonomy places the organism in Eukaryota, Oomycota, Saprolegniomycetes, Saprolegniales, Saprolegniaceae.
CAAGAUCGCAUGCUGGGCAAGACCUUUGAAGAGACGUACGAGCUGCUCGAGCGCGUGGGCCGCGGCAACUUUGGCGAAGUCCACCGCAUCCAAGAGAUCGCGACGGGGCGCGUCUGUGCGCUCAAGCGCAUCCGCAUUGGCGGCGACGCGGAGAAGAUGACGCUGAUUCCGUCGGCGGCGUUCAACGAGAUCCAAGCCAUGCAGCACCUCGCGCACCCCAACAUUGUGCAGCUGCUCCAUGCGGUACCCGAAGGUGCCUCUGUGGGCCUCGUACUCGAGUACAUGGCGACCGACCUGGCACAGCUUAUGGCACGGGCGACGACGCCCUUCUCGCCGCAAGAGGUCAAGUCGCUCAUGUACAUGCUGCUGCGCGGAGUCGAACACUGCCACCGCCACAAGAUCAUGCACCGGGAUAUCAAGCCGGCCAACCUUCUUCUCGACAAAGACGGUGUCCUUAAGCUCAGCGACUUUGGACUCGCCACUGUGUACACGGGACCGAGUCGAGAAUACAGCCACACGGUUGCGACGCGCUGGUACCGCGCACCAGAACUGCUCUUCGGCUCGCGCUGUUACGACUUGUCGGUCGACAUGUGGUCCGUCGGCGUUAUCUUUGGCGAGCUACUGCAGCACGCGCCAAUGUUUCCAGGCCUGAACGACAUUGACCAGCUCUUCCGCGUGAUCCAAGUCCUGGGGUCGCCGACGUGGGCCGGUGUCGAGAGCUUGCCUGACUACCACAAGGUGUCGUUUCCGUCGUUCUCCGCCAUACCACUGGCCGUGUUGCUGCCAGAAGUCCCGGUCCUUGCACGGGAUCUAUUGAGCCGUCUUCUCGAGUACGAGCCCAGCAAGCGCAUUUCGGCGGCAGAGGCGCUGCACCAUCCGUAUUUUUUGGCGCACCCGACGCCCGAGGCAUCCAUUUCGCCCGACCGACUCGUGAUGGCCGGCCUCGGAAAGCGAGAUACGACGAGCGACGAUUUUGCGCUGCCAAACAAACCGGUUCUGGACCUCGACAUUGGGUUUCUUUAA